Molecule: messenger RNA, 1738 nt
Organism: Aspergillus ochraceoroseus IBT 24754
Lineage: Eukaryota; Fungi; Ascomycota; Eurotiomycetes; Eurotiales; Aspergillaceae
Exons: 5
Coding region: 399-1577 (392 amino acids)
Source: RefSeq, a predicted model, not a curated record
CUACUCCGUACUCCAGUACUUUCCCCCCCACUGUACCUAUUAGGUCCUAGUAGGUACCUACCUAAGUACUCUCUGUACACGAAGUCUCCACCUUCCUCUACGCCUCUUCGUAGGUACUAACUAGUACAUCUACUGGUUAUUGCUUCUGAUUCGACUUCAUUUAUUUUCUUUUUUUCAAUAUGGCAGAGUGGGUUCCCUUCACGAAAGAGCUCCAAACUUUGUUACUGGGGCUGUUCUCUGCAAGAAUCAGCCAAUUUACCUGGGCGCCACGAGAAAAACAUUCGAAAGCACGAACCAUGGAAUUCCAACCCAACUGUGAUUUUCGUUCCUCCAAAAAGGUUCCUCCUGGGCCCUGGCCAUGUGCUGAAUGUUGAUUGUUCCAAACUUUAUCUGGCACAAUGCCGAUUUUGAAGUCCAGAAUGUCCGGUCUAGGCCCGGAGUUCAGUCGAGGUUUUGCUCGAGAAACAUGGACGCUAUACGGGGUGGGAAUGCUCAGUGUUGCGCUGCGAUUCAUCGCUCGUAUCCGUCGUUUGGGUAUCCAGAACCUUCAGUCGGAUGAGUAUAUUAUGUUGUUCGCGGCUUUCUGGUAUACUAUCUUAUGCGUCGCUCUCAACAAAGUCGCCUCUGGCGGAGGGUCAAACUUGAUGACCCAAGAGGAUAUAAACAACCUUACCCCUACAAACAAGGAGGAACGAGUUCAGGGAAGUAAAUGGGUUUUUGUUUCUGAACACGCAUUCGUUCUUGCCGUUUGGUCGUUGAAAGUCUGUAUGCUGUUGAUCUAUGGUCGUAUCACGGAAGGAUUGAGUCAGAGGAAAUGGGUCAACUACCUCGCUGUCUAUGUCGCCGCUGGAUUUGUCGGAGUCGAACUUUCCCUAUUCCUGAUCUGUCGACCUUUGUCAAACUAUUGGGCCGUGCCUACCCCCAACUACCAAUGCUCCUCCUAUCAGUACUAUGAAAUUAUUCAGGGAUGCAUUUCAAUCUCCGCUGACAUCUUCAUGCUCCUCAUCGGUCUUCCACUCUUGUUGCAAGUCAAAGUUCCUCUCAAGCAGAAGCUGAUUCUUGUGGUCAUCUUCGGCAUGGGAAUUUUCGUUAUUGUGGCUGCCAUUCUGAAUAAAGUCUACUGCCUCGUUCCCUCCCUUAUUUCCUAUGUUUACAUGAACUGGUACUUCCGUGAAGCCACCGUGGCUAUUCUCGUCACCAACCUGCCGCUCAUCUGGUCGCUCCUUCGCGACGUGUUCCCUGCCCUUAAGAGUUGGACUGGAGGAUCCAAACGGGCAAAUGACCGGUAUCGAUCGGGUCCCUGGACCAGCAAAGCGUCCGGUUACCGAAACUACGGGCCCUCCAGUCAGCUCCGAUCUGGCGACUUCAACAUGCAAGACUUCAACCAAAGCACCGUGGUUACCCCUCAGAAGGGAGUAUCGGAUGUGAGUAUCCAGCAAAGCGACGAUCGCGAUGUUAGCGACGAUGGCUCUGAACGGGCCCUAAGGAUCCGACAAGAUGUUACGGUGACGGUGGAGAGCGAGUCCCGACCACCUAACUAUACCCAGCAAACCAACUUCCGCCAACCGCAGCUUUGAAAGAAACAUACUAGCGAGAAAAGAUCAUGAGCUGAAAAUGGCAUAAUAUUGUAUAUACUUAUAUAUAACUUCCUUCGAUUUCCCCCACCUUUUUCAUCGGUUGCUUUGUGUUCAUCAUCAUGUACAUUAGACUAUUCUGGAGAUUGGAGGUCUUUAAUAGC